Linum trigynum is the source of this 3585-nucleotide messenger RNA. NCBI's taxonomy places the organism in Eukaryota, Viridiplantae, Streptophyta, Magnoliopsida, Malpighiales, Linaceae. The record is from the annotation of a GenBank genome assembly.
GACUCAUUGGUUACUACUCUAACUCUGUAAGUUCAUCCGUGGCUAUGGACAAGGUUAGUUUCAUCAAAUGACACCAGCUUGGUUAGCUGACCGUUAUUGGGCUGCUGCAUGGGCUAACUAGUCACGUGCUAAAUUGAUAACUUUGUUGGAAAGCGGCACCGAACCGAGCGGUAGAUGUCAUGCUGGCAAGAACUUAUCUGAUGAACCAUUCCUAUUUCCGACUCUCAGUUUCUUAUUAUAUAGUUUUGUUUUCCCUGGAACUUGAUCGUCACCAAUUGCUCUAUCCCAACUGCUGAAAGCCUGAAACAGAAAGAAAGCUUAUUUUUCUUCUUUCUUUUUACAGGUGAACAGAAUGAAGUCUACGUUAUAGUUGAGCAGGUGACCAUGUUCCAGCGGUCAACUGGAUUCCGGUGUGGGUUAACAUGGUCAACUAGUUAUAUCAGGUAUCACAAUACUGGUUAUCACAGAGCUUUGUAUAUUUUGACCUGAAUGUACAUGAACGCUAGUUAUGUUACAGGUAGUUUCAUUUCCUACUUGAAGCAGCUUAGCGUGUAUAUUGUAGAAAGCUUCAGAACUCAGAAGUAACUGUCAGGUGGAUCUAGUUUCAUUCUGGACCUUUCUGAAGGAUAUAUGUAUGGCGGAUGAAGAAUAGUUUAUAUCAUUACUUUAUGACGGCUCGAGAAAGAGGUUGGAGCCUUAGAGGGUGGGGACAUCCUAGUCAGAUUCCGAGCUGGACACAACCUCCAAGAAUUCAUAUUAUAUUUGCAGAACACUCAAGAUGUGAGCUUCCAAGUUUGUAGAUGUUCAACAACGUUCCAGAAUCCUAUCUGUCAUGAUACAAGACUGAUUUGCUAUGUGUAAUCUGCUGACUAGAUGGUCAUUUUUCACCGUCUGGGAUUGGUUAUAAAACAGCCUAAAGGUGUAGCCCAUCUGUUCUUAAGAAACUCUUCACAGGCUAGAGGCUGCCGUAAGCAAAUGACAAUCAUCAGAACGCAAACAGUUAGCAACGGUUGUCUCGCAGUUGAAGGUAAGGUGAUCCUAACCGGAGUUCCAGAGAAUGUCGUCUGUACUCCAUUAAGCUCUGCCUCAGCUUUCCUCGGAGCUAACUUGGGGAAUCCUAGUAGCUACUAUCAUGUUUUCAGCUUGGGAGUUCUAGAGAGGUACAGGUUCAUGUGCUUAUACAGAUUCAAGAUCUGGUGGAUGAUACCGAGCUUCGGGGGAUCAGGGAGUGAAGUUCCAGCUGAAACACAGCUACUUCUUCUGGAAGCAAACUGUUGGGAUGAUUCAGUUGAUGAUAGUGCACCAGCUGAUCAUGACGACGAUUCUAGCAUCCGAGAGAACAGCAGUCGAUCAUAUAUUCUGUUUUUGCCUGUGUUGGAGGGCCAAUUCAGGACAAGUUUGCAAGGAACAUCUCUGAAUGAGCUUCAGCUUUGCGUGGAAAGUGGGCACCCAGAUGUUCAAACCUCCAAAGUAUCAGAAGCACUUUACGUAAGCUCAGGCAAAAACCCUUGUCAACUUAUAAAGGACUCAGUCAAGUUUCUGGAGAAGCACAAAGGCACUUUUAGCCAUAUCGACAAUAAGAAGAUGCCCCCACUGCUGGACUGGUUCGGGUGGUGCACCUGGGAUGCAUUUUAUAAAAAUGUCAACCCUCAGGGCAUCCAACAAGGACUUGAAAGCUUUGUUAAUGGUGGCACUCCACCACAGUUUGUCAUCAUCGAUGAUGGGUGGCAAGAUACACACAAUCCAUUCUUGAAAGAUGGAGAAAUGCCCACAAAUGCUAUUGAGUUUGCAACACGGUUGGUGGAUAUUAAGGAGAACAAGCAGUUCAGUGACCUGGAAGAGUUUAUCCACACCAUCAAGCAGAAAUAUGGGAUAAAGAAUGUGUAUAUGUGGCACGCUUUGGUUGGUUACUGGGGCGGCUUGGACCCACAAUCCGAACCAAUGAAGAAGUACAGCCCUAAGUUGAUGUUCCCAGUGCUGUCUCCUGGUAAUAAGAGCCAUGUAAGAUGCAAAGCCAUGGAAAGCUUGGUGAAAAAUGGUGUUGGGAUGGUCGAUCCAUCGAGAAUCCAUGACUUCUACAACGAUCUCCACACCUACCUUGCCAGGUGUGGUGCAGAUGGAGUUAAGGUAGACAUCCAGAACGUGCUGGAAGCCCUGGCUUUUGGCUACGGGGGACGUGUAGUGCUGAUGAGAAACUACCAGGAAGCUCUAGCUGAAUCUGUCUCCAAUUGCUUCCAAGACAAUAACUUGAUUGCCUCAAUGAGCAUAUCCACAGACUUCUUGUACAGUGUGAAGAAGUGUGCAAUUGCAAGAGCAUCAGAAGAUUACAUGCCAAGGAUUCCAACACUUCAGGCAUCACAUGUUGCUGCCAUUGCUUUUGACAGCAUACUUAUGGGGGAGAUUGUGGUGCCUGACUGGGAUAUGUUUCAGAGCAACCAUUUCGCGGCAGAGUUCCACAGUGCGGCCAGGGCAGUAGGCGGCGGUCCAAUCUAUGUCAGUGACAAACCUGGGGAUCAUGAUUUUGAGAUCCUGAGAAGGCUAGUUUUACCUGAUGGUUCGGUGCUAAGAGCGAGAUACCCUGGCCGGCCAACCCGGGACUGUCUGUUCAGUGAUCCCAUACUUGAUGGGAAGAGCUUGUUGAAAAUCUGGAACUUGAAUAAGUUGAGUGGGGUACUGGGUAUUUUCAAUUGCCAAGGAGUUGGAAGCUGGCCAUCAACUGUAGUUUCUGACAACGAGCCAGUAGCAACAACUGGUCCGCCAUUCAUAACGUGCCAAGCCAGUCCCCAGAAUGUUGAGUUCCUGGACGAAGUUGCAGGCGAAGAUUGGAAGGGAGACUGUGCAGUAUAUGCCUUCUUUUCAAGAAACUUAACUACGUUACCAAAGAAUGGAAAACUUACAGUGACCCUGGAAUCCCUGAAAUGUGAAGUGCUCACAGUCUCUCCAAUUAGGGUAUUUGAAUGCAAUCUCGAGUUCGCACCAAUUGGGUUGCUGGACAUGUACAAUUCAGGCGGAGCCGUUGAAGGUAUGGAGUACAUGAAGGAUCCAUCAGGUUCAGGAUGUAAGAUAAAGAUCCUGGGAAGAGGAAGCGGUCGUUUCGGAGUUUACUGCAGCAGAGAACCCAAGUGUUGCAGAGUUGGUGGUGAAGAACAGGAAUUCAGCUACAAUUCUGGUGAUGGGUUGCUCAUAAUGAACCUCCUCUCGGGUGGAGGUUGCAGGUCAACAGAAGCUGAAAUCACAUUUUGAGCAGGUUCUAUAUGCGUAUUCCAAUACAUUCAUGUCGCGAUACAUAUGGUUUGAUUGAACAAAGUGACAGAGUAAGAUAUUGGCUUUUCCGUUUUGGUAAAACUUGACAAGUGUAAAAAUAUAGGUAAUUACAUGUUAACCUAGUGUGUUAGCAAACGCCAAAAAAAGAUUGGCAGGAUGGAAGGUGAAUUCCUUGUCGUAGUCUGGUUGUAUUAUGCUGGCUCAUUCUAUUUUAUCUUCACUGCCAGCUUUAUACGAUGCAGACUUCAUUUCUAGCUCCUAGCUUCUGUUAGUGUUCGUUUUCCAUUGUCAGUGUUUUGGAAAAAAACAGUGCCAGUUUCA